Thunnus maccoyii (southern bluefin tuna) is the source of this 1486-nucleotide messenger RNA. RefSeq names its product transcription elongation factor A (SII), 2 (gene tcea2). Lineage: Eukaryota; Metazoa; Chordata; Actinopteri; Scombriformes; Scombridae. The record is from RefSeq and is a predicted model, not a curated record. Gene Ontology annotation, molecular function: nucleic acid binding; zinc ion binding. The transcript is spliced from 10 exons. Gene Ontology annotation, cellular component: nucleus. The coding region runs from base 169 to 1131 and encodes 320 amino acids. Gene Ontology annotation, biological process: transcription elongation by RNA polymerase II; DNA-templated transcription.
CACACAACAACAAACGAGAGGGAGGCAGCAGCUGGGAGAGAAGGAGACAGACUGCGUAAAGAGAAGGGAAGAGAGAGAGAGAGACGCGGGGACAGUUUUUCACGCACAUCAAUGGAGGUUUUCUCCGCAGCAGAGGAGGAGAUCUGACGGAGAGAAAAUCCGCUCAAAAUGGCUAAAAACCAGGAAGUGGAGCGCAUCGCCAAAAAACUGGAUAAAAUGGUGCACAAGAAGAACACGGACGGCGCUCUUGACCUGCUGAGGGAGUUGAAGAACAUCAAAAUGUCUCUGGAGACUCUGCAGUCCACCAGAGUUGGAAUGUCGGUGAACGCUGUGAGGAAACAGAGCUCAGAUGAUGAAGUUCAGACUCUGGCCAAAGCUCUCAUCAAGUCCUGGAAGAAACUGCUGGAUGGUUCAGAUGGUAAAUCAGAGGAAAAGGAAAAGAAGAAAAAGGAGGGCUCUCCCGUGAGGUCAUCGUCCACCUCCAAGGACUCUUGCAGCAGCGAGAAAAGCAGUAAGAAGUCUGGGGAUCCCCCUACCACCCCAACCUCGCCCACCACACCCACCUCACCCACCUCACCCACCACGCCCACCCUCCCUCUUAUGGUCACCUCCUUCCCCCCUGCCCCUGUCACCUCCGACAGUGUCCGGAACAAGUGUCGAGAGCUGCUGGUGGCCGCGCUGCAGACUGACGAUGAUCACAAAACCAUUGGAGUCAACUGCGAGCACCUUGCAGCACAAAUCGAGGAGCAGAUCUUCCGUGAGUUUAAAUCGACAGAUAUGAAAUAUAAAAGUCGUCUGCGGAGCCGCAUCUCCAACCUGAAGGAUCAGAAGAAUCCUGACCUGCGGCGUAACGUCCUAUGUGGAAACAUCUCGCCUCAACGCAUUGCCUCCAUGACUGCUGAGGAGAUGGCGAGUGCAGAGCUGAAGCUGAUGAGAGAGGCUCUGACUAAAGAGUCCAUCAGAGAGCAUCAGCUGUCGAGGGUCGGAGGCACUGAGACGGACAUGUUCAUCUGCAGCAAGUGUCAUGGAAAGAACUGCUCAUACACACAGGUGCAAACUCGCAGUGCUGAUGAGCCCAUGACCACCUUUGUGUUGUGUAAUGGCUGUGGCAACCGAUGGAAGUUCUGUUGAAGAGGAUGUGUGUGAAUAUUAUUCCAUCAUGAAGCAGACUAACUAAAGUGAAUUGAAUUUGGAUUAAAAAAAAUGAAUUUAGUUUUCUUUCUUUUGUAUAAUUUCUUUUUUAUAUAUAAAACUUAAAGCUGUAAUAUAUUUGGAGAAAAAUAUGCCAGUUCAUGUUGUCUAUUGGUUUAAUUUGUUUUGUAUGGAGCACUUAGAGUUAAUUUCUUACGGUAGAUGAAGCUUUAUGCCAGAUUGAAAUCACAUUUAGGCCUUGUGGAAACAGUGGAUGUGCCUUUCUUUGCCAUGUUGUGCUGCCACAUAUUUUGCCCUUAACAUUUAUAAUAAAGUUGCUCUUGGAUUAAGACGA